CAAAACCUGGGACCGAUGGCGCCAUCCAAGUCCCAUCUAGCCUUGCUCCUCGCCGUCGUCCUGCUCGCCACCACGCCGCAGCCUUCGGCGGCCGUCAGGGCCGAGCCCCCUACCCCCUCCACCAGCAAUGGUGCGGUAGCAAAGCCAUCGGCAUGGUGCAUUCCCUGCUUUUCGUUUCUACCACAGUCAUUCUGUAUACCGCCGAUGUUCUGUCCACCAACGCCAAGUGCGCCGCCGCCGCCGCCGCCGCCGCCACCGCCACCGCCAGCAUCGAAGCCGCAGCCGAAAGAGUGUCUACCAUCGCUGAUGGGGCUGAUGCCAUGCAAGGAUUACCUCACCAACAGAACCGCGCCGGAGCCUCCGAACCAAGGCAAGUGCUGCGACGGCCUCAGGUCCCUCUUCGAAAACGCUCCCAUCUGCAUCUGCCGCAUAUCGGACGACGGCGACCUCGACAGGCUCAUGUCGGCACGCCUAGAUGGAGGAAACUUCCUUCAUCUGUCAGUUAUAUGUGACACCACUAUACUUCCAAGUGAUUAUCGAUCUUGCCAAGAAGGACCCGUGCCUCCGCUAAGGGCCGCACCCGCCCCUGAAGCUGCUUCAUAACUGGGCAAAUCAGAGUCAUGAUCGUAGUAUAGAAACAAGGUGGAAGCUAAAGAUGCCGUACCUCAAGAUCCGUCGGUACCAUUGUUAGAAGAUAUACAGUGCGAGUUUUUAGUUUUGAUUAGGGACAAUAUGUAGCUUGAUUUGUGUCAAUCUCUGAGCCGUCUUGGAGAAAAUUUAUUUAUUUGUUACGUUCGUAUAUUUGGUUAGUGAGUGUCCACCCUAUGC
Messenger RNA from Hordeum vulgare subsp. vulgare (domesticated barley), 828 nucleotides. Its product is annotated as non-specific lipid-transfer protein C6-like. NCBI's taxonomy places the organism in Eukaryota, Viridiplantae, Streptophyta, Magnoliopsida, Poales, Poaceae. The transcript is spliced from 3 exons. The record is from RefSeq and is a predicted model, not a curated record. Bases 16 to 603 code for a protein of 195 amino acids.